Racocetra persica is the source of this 1104-nucleotide messenger RNA. The record is from the annotation of a GenBank genome assembly. Lineage: Eukaryota; Fungi; Glomeromycota; Glomeromycetes; Diversisporales; Gigasporaceae.
CCAAGAUUCAAGAUGAAAUAACAAAAUUAAAUGUUGAUUCGAUGGAUUACCAUAACAAGAUCGAAGAACUCAAUUCGAGACAAGAUAAAGUUAUCAAUGAUUUAUAUGAAGAAGAGAGGGUUGAAAAACUUUUUAAGGAGUAUAAUAAGGAACAUAAUAACAAGCCGGUAUCGUAUAGUAUCAAAGAUAAGAAGAAAUUUCAAGGUACGGAGGUAAUCGACCCAGAGACCGGGUAUUACAUGGAUCCUAUUUAUGUACUUGAUUUUGCAAGUUUGUACCUGUUGAUAAUGCGUGAAUACAACAUGGGACCCGAUACGUUUAGGUAUGAAAAGCCUAAUGAGAAAUAUCAAGUGGUAUAUCUCAUAGACAAUAACGUGGGAACAAAUCAGGAUAUAUACUUUAUCCAUGAGGAUACCCAAGAAAGCAUCAUACAAAACAUUCUCACGGAUCUGAUAAAAAAGAGAAAAGAAGCCAAGAAAGAGUGUGACAAGUAUAUUGGGAUUAAUGAUGUGAUGUAUAAUAUACUAGAUCAAAAGCAACUUGCGUAUAAAGCAUCGGCAAAUGCAUUAUACAGAGGUCUAGAUUCACCAUAUCUCGGUAUUGCUGUACCAGUGAUAUCACAGUGUGUGACCUUUGUUGCUCAGGAAAUGAUAAAAACUUUAAAAAAAUUUAUAGAAUCGUAUCACACCGGGGAAUAUAGAGAUGACCAGAACGUGAUUUGUGACAAAACCAGUGAGGUAAUCUAUAGAGACACAGAUUCUUGCCUAGCACGAUUACCAAAGCAUAUCUUACAUUGUAUACUUGAAAAGUACUACGGUCAUUUAAAAUAUAUCGAGUUAAAUAAUGGUUUGGUAAAGGAAUAUGAAGAACUUAUAUUCAAAAUGUACGAUGAGCUUACCAAAGAGGGAAGUAUAUUUGGUAAAAAAGUAUGUGAUGCAUUCAACGUAUUUAACCGUGAUCGUGGAAUUAAAAUAGUUACAUUGGAAUAUGAAAAACUUUUAUUUGAUUUGAUGCGAAAUAACAAGAAAUGCUAUGCGGGUUAUAAAUUUGAAUUGCAAAGCAAUGGAGAACCUCCAGAUUACUUUUUUUCAGAAAUAUUUUCUG